UCUUAACUCCCACUGUAGACAGCGUGUUCUGACACUGUACCACUGGAACAAAGAUGGUCAUUUCAUCCUUGUAAGUGAUCAAAUUAAUUGAACUAUUCACCACCAAAUUAGAUUUAGUUGAUUUUGUGUAUUAAUUCCAGUGGAAAUACCUAAACAUUGUUGUUUGCAGAACAUGAUUAUGCAUGAAACCAUACUGCUGUCAUUUCACAAUAGCUUUCUUGGUUUCAGUAGCUUAUUUGAGAUUCAGAAUGCUAAUAAGUGCAAAGUAGAUCUUCACCUUAUGCCUUAAUCCUCUUUCACAAACAUACAGGGGUUGCCAAAUGCUGUGCAUUGGAGGUUGAGUAAUAAACUUAUGCUCAAUCUCAUAGUAUGUAAUAUGUGGAGAAAAAAUUUUAAGUUGCAAAGAAGUGACUUAAAGUGUCUUGAUCUGUAGUUCACCUCAACAGUGGUCUGCUUUAGCUUUUUGUUACUAUUGUAUGCCUAUUGUUUUGUCUUUUUAGUAUGAAAGAACAACUUAACAAUAUUGAACUGUUAAAGAAUUUCUCCUCCCCCUCUUUGCCCCUUUUUUUCCACCACAGAGCAAACAACAAUGCUAAUCUGCUGCACCCAAUACCCUGUUACCCUCAUUGAAAUAUAAAAUCAGUGACCUUUUUUUUUCUGCCCCAACUUCCUGUUUCCUAUCUCUUCAGGAAGUCGCCUGGAGUGUAAAACCAAGUAAAGCUGAGGUUUGCUCAUAAAUGUUUAAUGCAUUCAUGUUACAAACAAGCUGAAAAUUCACAUCUGGAGUCUCUGACAGAAUGAGAUGACUGCCCCAAAACUCCAAUAUGUGCAAUGUACAAAUUGUACCUACAGGUCUUAAGCAGAAUGUUGCUUGUGAUUUCUUUAAAUAUAUCCAAGAAUGGAAAUGGCAUUAAACAAUCAAUUAAUUUAACCUUUCUUUUUAAUUUUAGCCACAUCUGUUGCCACAUUUAUAGAGCAGUUUAAGGCGCUAGAAGUUGGUGUUGCUUUCUUAACUUGUGUAUACUUUCUUGACUCACACUGAGGGCUUUUGAUAACAUUUGCAAAUAGCUUACUGGAAAACCACCUUCUCCAAAUCCAGUGCUGUGGAAAUGAGCUAAACUAGUUAUUUGCAGGAAGUUUGCUCAAGGUGAUUUUAGGAAUUCACAUGAUCUUCAAAUGUUUAUGCAGGUUACCACACCUCCUCCUCUUUGUCACUAACAGCGUCCUCCUGUGCUCAUAUCGUGAUAUCUUAAUUUAUUAGACCUUGCUGGCUUAAUCUGGAAUGCUUGUUUGGGUUCUGAUAAGCCUUGUGUGCCUUGAGAGAGCCUUCAUCUGAGAACCAUUUUCUUCAGUGGUAGGGCAGGCUCACAUUUGGAAGCUUUAUACCUCAGUCCUGCCUCAGUACUUGAUCUGAAAGAGAGCUUGGUGGUCAUGAAGGUGCCGGGUGGCCUUUGGGAGCUGCGUGUUCCAGUUCAGGUUCUGGAUGGGCUGAACUGCAUCGCCCACACUUCUGGCAGCACUCAAGCUCUACUACCAAUUUUUAGUGCCUCACCUGAAUGUUCAUUUCCAGCUGUGUGGUGCUCAACCUCUGACCCUAAACUAUUAACAGUACUAGGUGGAGUAAAUUUUCUCUGUUCAGGCAGAGACUAGACAUGGAAAAUAAUUUGUGCCAAAGAGCCUAGAUUAGCAACUGGAAACAGGAGUCAUGGGUUGGAUUGGAAGUGUGUACAGACAUUUUGCCACAGCUGUGGGCUUAACUAUAGCUAAGGAUUUGGAGAAGGGUGGAGUUCCCUUUAUUGCAAUGGAUGCUGUAAAAAUUUUCAAAAUGGGUAUGAUUUUUGUUAUCUUAUUUCUUACUAGUGAAGAUUUCCCUUAAUCGUCCUUUUAAAUUCUCACUUGAAUUCUGUCACAUCUAUAUUUAGCACACAGAAUGAAUCAAAGAUAAAAUUCUCCCAGUUCAUUUUAAUUUAAUCAACUGACUUAAUCUAGUUUCCUCUCACUGGUUUUCCUCUGAUCUCACAAUAUUGCAGUACAUCUCAGACAUGAUGCUUGUUAUAAUUUUAUUUCUUAAGUCAAAAAGCUUUAUCUUUAAAUUUCUGCUAUUUGGUAAUAAUGUAAUUAAAGGUGUUUAACCCCUGGAAGUUUCAGAGACAAAUCUAAGGUGAUUGUAGAGAUAGUUAGCUUCAAACACCUUCACUAAAAAAAACACAGGUUUUGCCUUUAAUAUGUAGGAAAAGACAUAUGCCCAGUUCAAAGAAAAUUAUUUCCUGAAAGGCAGUUGUUUAACUCGUUAUCUGGAUUACAAAAGAACAUUUUGAAUGGAGAAGAGGAACAUGCAUACACUCCUGUGUUUUGAAGAUAUUUCUGAGGAAUUCGACACAGUUUCUGGUAUCAGAACGCUUCAAAGUUGAAACACCUCCUCCAGGAUAUAUCAGUGAAGAUGGAGAAACAAGUGACCAGCAGCUGAACCAAAGCAUGGAUACAGGGACACCUUCCACUACCCCAGGUUGCUCCCCGCACUGUCCAGCCUGGCCUUGGACACUUCCAGGAUCUCCAGCAGAGCUGUCUCCUAGUACUCUCUCUCCAGUUAAUCAUAGCCUGGACUUGCAACCAGUUACUUACUCGGAGCCUGCGUUUUGGUGUUCAAUAGCAUAUUAUGAAUUGAAUCAAAGAGUGGGAGAAACCUUCCAUGCGUCUCAGCCUUCCCUGACUGUAGAUGGCUUUACAGAUCCAUCAAAUUCAGAGCGAUUUUGUCUAGGUCUGCUUUCCAAUGUAAACAGAAAUGCUACAGUGGAAAUGACAAGGCGACAUAUAGGCAGGGGAGUGCGUCUGUAUUACAUUGGCGGAGAAGUUUUUGCCGAGUGCCUGAGUGAUAGCGCGAUCUUCGUUCAGAGCCCCAACUGUAAUCAAAGAUACGGCUGGCAUCCUGCAACUGUGUGCAAAAUUCCUCCAGGAUGCAAUCUAAAAAUCUUUAAUAACCAAGAAUUUGCUGCUCUUCUGGCUCAAUCUGUGAAUCAGGGCUUUGAAGCAGUUUAUCAGCUUACUAGAAUGUGUACCAUAAGAAUGAGCUUUGUUAAAGGAUGGGGGGCUGAAUACAGGCGGCAGACGGUAACAAGCACUCCUUGCUGGAUUGAGCUUCACCUGAACGGGCCUCUACAGUGGCUGGACAAAGUAUUGACUCAGAUGGGCUCCCCUUCAGUUCGCUGCUCCAGCAUGUCCUAAAACUCCUCUCUCACCAGUGGGCUAAAAAUAGAGUCCAGUCAACAGACUUAAUAUAACAGCUCGUCUGUCGUAGUAUUUGUGUGUGGUCCCCAUGAACUGUUUACUAUCUAAAAAGGUUUUUUAAAAAUAAAAAAAAAAAAUGGAAAAGAAAAAAAAAAGAAAAGAAAAAACAGCACUUGAGGUCUCAUCAGUUAAAGCACCUUGUGGAUUCUGUUUCCUAUACUCUGAUACUAGAUGAAAAUUUAGUGUAUAGAAAAGCCUUCUUCAGAAAGAAGGGACAGUUCUAAAGACUCUUUAAUGGUGUUUUUUAUUGGGUAUAUAAUUGAGUGUCCUAAUGGUUAUCAAUAACAUGAAUAGCUAAGUAUAUAUAUAUACAGAUAAUGUAUCACAAUCUCAAAUAUCACAGUAUUGUGCUGUUCUACAUUUUAGUUCCCAUAAACUGCCAUUUUGGUUUUUGAUUGGGGCCGGUAUCUCUUAAAAUUCCAAGACUUUGCUCCCUUAUUCUUUUAUAUUUUUUUAAUAUAAGCAGGUUUUCAAGUUGUCCUAAACAUAAAAAGACUUUCCUUAUAGAAAAGCUGAAUUUUUUGCUGCGUUCUUAAAGAGAAAAUCCCUCCAUUGGAAGGGAAGGAAAUGUUUUGAGAUUCAUCUGUGAAGUCUUAAGACACUUUAUAUACUUAAUGGGGCCUAAAAUGAAUUCAUAUUACAAAUUCUGAGUGUCCAUCACACUAGCAGUCUACUUUUUGAUACCCAUCUGAGUUGAUGCAUCUGUUGCCAGCAGUGUUACUGGCAGUGAUGUAAUUUGGGACUUUUUUUGUACCUUGGAUCAUUGAAAUGAGUGGUUUUUCUCAUGGACUGAGAAUUUACCAUGGCUUUGGAUUUUUGAUUAAGUGCACAAGGUUAUUGGCUUACCCCUUACAUCUGUAUUUUUUUUUUUUUUCAUUGAAUAAGUCUUACCCCUUACCAUCUGUAUUUUUUUUCAUUGAAUAAGUGUUACCCCUUAUCAUCUGUAUUUUUUUCAUUUUUUCAUGUGUCACUAAAAAUAAUGGGGUUUAGUUUUUGGAGCCGUAUACCUUGAAAAAUCAUUUCCUGGGGUAAGCUAGACUCUUUUUGUUUAGGUUUUAAAUAGAUGCAGCUUCUUAACAUAUUUCAGUAACAGAAUUUAAAUUUCUUAUCUGAGUCGCUUUUAUAGUUUACUUACACACCAGAUCAUACGCAUUCAUUAUGUCAUAAUGGGCCUUGUUAUUAAAAGUAGUUGCUUCUGCAAAACCUCUAGAAUAGUGGUUGCUGAGGUAUGACCAGCGAAGGAGGACUUCCAGGUUCUUCAUGACAGUGCAUGUUAUUGUGAACCCUUGGACACUACAGCUGCACCAUAUUAAAAAUAUUCUGAAAUAUAUUCUACAAAUAAGUCUGGGUUGGGGCUGGGUUGGGAAACUGUAUAGAAGGGUUAUUCUGACUUGAAAAAUACACAUCUUACUAACAAUCUUGUGAUCUAGCUGUCUGUCAUUCUUUUGUUAUUGUGGCAGUAGCAGGAUUGCCUUUGUCUGUUUUUUUCCAUUGUUUCAUCAAUUACACUAGUUCUGUACUUUGUAAGUACAGCUAGUGAUAACUUAGCUUCGAGAACAAAAAUGUGGCCAGUGUUACAGCUUUUAAUCACUUGACUGAAUUGAUGAUAGUGAUGGAUAUUUUUAUGCCAUAAUGACUAGGGCAUAGAAGCAAUACCAAAAAAAUCAAGCCUUGAGAAAAUGGGCCAGACACCUUUCAGAAAUUGGCAAAGCAGUUACCAGUUUGUGCUAGUUUUACCAGUAGACUAAUGUAUUGGUAGAACUUGUGAAUUUAAGAGAUAAGCUUCAUGCGUGUUGCAUUUGCCUAAUAUGUGAAUACACUAAUAAAAGUUUUAAUUCUCACAA
Molecule: messenger RNA, 5129 nt
Organism: Parus major (Great Tit)
Lineage: Eukaryota; Metazoa; Chordata; Aves; Passeriformes; Paridae
Gene: SMAD2
Product: SMAD family member 2
Exons: 8
Coding region: 2476-3222 (248 amino acids)
Biological process (GO): cell differentiation; anatomical structure morphogenesis; regulation of transcription by RNA polymerase II
Cellular component (GO): heteromeric SMAD protein complex
Molecular function (GO): RNA polymerase II cis-regulatory region sequence-specific DNA binding; I-SMAD binding; DNA-binding transcription factor activity, RNA polymerase II-specific
Source: RefSeq, a predicted model, not a curated record